This is a messenger RNA of Schistosoma spindalis, 4949 nucleotides long. NCBI's taxonomy places the organism in Eukaryota, Metazoa, Platyhelminthes, Trematoda, Strigeidida, Schistosomatidae. The record is from the annotation of a GenBank genome assembly.
GAUACUAGUCUGUGCUUGUAUCUCCUGUGGAUUUAGUUGCUGUGGUCUAUUAUUUUUCACAGACGUGACCUCGGCCACAUGAUAAUCAGGUUACUGGCUUGAUACUCAUUGAUUACCACCCCCCUCUGCUCUAGAAACUUAUUUAUAGCUCUGGACGUGGGUGAACGCAGAUGAAACAUGCAUAAACUUUCAAGCUGUCUCCCAUUGAAUUCACAUUCCAUUUUUUUGAGCUGUCUAAAGUCUGGGUUUAGCUCUGCCUUGGUCCUAUCGAUCCAUGUGUUAUAACUCACAUGAAUGGGUUGCUGUGUGUUCUUUAGAAAUGAUAAUAAGGGUGGUAGCAUCCCGAUUCAGGAGAAUGGCAGAACGGGAGUAAGGGUGAUGGUGAGUUUGAGUGGGUGAGUACUUUGUAGGGGUGUAGAAAAUUUUUGGGUGUGUGCGAGCGUAUAGUCACCAGUUAUAUGAAGGCAGGAGCACAAUAAAGGCACAAUUCCAUAAGGCCAACAACUAAAUUGUAAAUAUUAGUGAUUGCACACCAACACACAAACUGAGAAUAAUGGAUACAGAGACUGAUUUUUCACUCUCAAAGCUUGCUCCUCUAACCCGUGCACUGUCUCACAAAUAUACAGUACCCAUUAACGAAUGGGUUGUGCUGCCUAAAUCAGGUUGAAGCUAGCUGUAACAUAGACUAACAGACAGACAGCACACCCAUCUGUCGAUAGAGUAAAGUGGAUUAUUUGGCACUUCCGUCUAUCAUAAAUCAGGGGACUGAUAAUUUAAGUUAUAUUUAUAGAGACAGAUUGGGACGUCUUACGUUUAUCACGUUACAAACUGUACAAGAAAACAAAGACAACUAUUUUGUGCAUAAGUCAAAUAUUGGAAUUCAUCUUAAAAUCGAUAAAAUAUCAAACCAAGUGCUUGAAAAUUUCCUAUCGUAUUAACAAAUUUCAUAUAAAUUAAGAAAACUGCGAUGCUAAUGAAUAUUAAUAAUUUCAUGGGAUCAAUUAUGCCGAAAACGUCAACACCAACAAAAGAGUUGAUUGGAACUGAUUAUAUCGAUGGGUCAUCUGGUCACGAUAUGAUUAAAACAGAUUUAUUAAACUCUUACACAAACACUUUAUCGUCAGUUGCUUGCUCUAAGAAACUUGCUACUAGCAAAAGUAUCAGUAGCUAUAAUUGUAACAGAUCAGUUUUAAAAGAUAGUGAUACGGAAGCUUCUGUAGAAUGCUUGUCAAAAGAUGAAUCUUAUCAUAAAACGGACUACAAUAGUACUGAAUUUUUACAAGGUUAUACACUUAUAAACAAUCAAGAGAAUCUAGAAGCGAAUGGGUUGAAAAUGCGUCUUUUAGCGACGCUCGCUGAUAUGAUUCCACAUGAUGAAAGUCUAAGUUUACGUCUACUGAUGAGCUACACAAUUGAUGAUCAAGAAAGUGAGUGUGUUGUUAUUGAUGAAACACUGUGUCGAGGGGGAAAGCGUAAUGAAACCAACAAUAGUAGUUCUCAAAAUUGUUUAGAUAAAUCAAAAAGUAAGAAUGGAAUUCAUGAAAUGCUGCUCAAUGAAAAAAAGCCUAUAUUGAGUGCAAUAUCUCUUGAAGCUUCAACUACCCAACAAAGUACUUCAAAUGAAGCUGAUGCAUUAGACUUGUCUCUACAUAAUGAAACAUCUGAUUCCAUGGACUAUCAUACAGAUUCUUUAAAUACAAAAUUAACAAAACAAGAUUAUAAGUCACAAGCAAUUAUUGACGGUAUAAUCAGAGAAACAAAAUCCCCAAUCAAUACAUGUUGUAUACCAUCGAGUUUGUUAUCAUCUAGCCUUGUACAGUCCAAUAUGAAUUCGACAAAACCUAUAGAUACAAUUGUGACUACAACAUCUGCAAGUAAUUCGAUUAAUCAAAUUCCAUUAUUUGAUACGUCUAUAUUUGCAUUACUUCCAUUAUUACAGCAACAACAACAGUCUCAACAAAUACAGCCAAACCAACAAAAUACAAAUACUUUAGCAUAUCAAAAUGUUUUAAAUCCAAGUUCAUUGUCAUUGCUUCCUGCCACUAUUCCUACUUCAAUGACAACAAUAAGUACAACGAAAUCAAAUCCUAUCACUUAUAAUUAUACAGGUAUGUCGACAAAUGCCAAUUUGCUAUUCAAUCAAUUAUAUCCAACACAAUUGCAACAAAAUAUUCAACAAAAUAAUAAUUUACUUACAACACAUUUGAGUAGUAUAAUACCAAAACAAACAGAAAUAACUACAACAGAAUCAGCUUCGACAUCAGUUUCAAAUACAAUCGUAGGUUCAUUAACAAAUAAUGCAGUUAACACCCAGUCGCUUUUAAAUACAGCAUCUGUUAUAGGAUUCCCAUUAAUAAAUCCAUUUUCACUUCAUACAAAUAUUACCAAUAAUAGUAGUACUAGUAACAACAAUAGUAAUACUGAUCAAUUUAAUGCUUUCCUAACAUCUACAUCAUUUCUGGGAACAACAUCAACAUCUACACUUUCACAAGCAUUACUGACACAAUCAUCACCACCACCAUCGAAUACUACAUCAAUCAGUUUAGGACCGACAAAUACCACUGCUACAUUAUUCAAUGUCAAAGAUAAGCAAACAGGUUUAAUUGAAACUGUAGGUAUAAUGCCAGGUAUAAAACAUUUAAAUCAACCAAUUGCAUCAUUAAUCAAUCAGUUAACUCUUAAUGCUUCGUCUAAUAAUAAUAAUAACAAUAAUAAUAAUAUUUCACUUAAAACACUUUCAACAUUAUCCCAACUAUUCAAUAGUAACCUCCUUACAACAAUAUCAACUCAUAAUACUACUAGUAGUAAUUCAAAUUCUACAAAUUUCAAUAUAGUAAAUAAUCUAACUAUACCAACAAUAGUAAAUACCAAUAUUAAUAAUAAUCAUAUUUCUUUGGAUAAUGGAACAAUAAAUGAUAAUGAACUAAAUACAAUAGAGAAAACUCAUACUAAAUCAUCUUCAAGUACAAGGAUAUUAUCGAAUAGUUCUAGUCCAUUAUAUUCAUUAAAUAAUCAUUCAACAGAUAAAUUUCCAAAAUUAAAUUCAACAAAAAGUCAUAAAAAUGAGAAUAUGAAAUUAUCAGUACAACAAAAUCAACAGUCUAACACUGCAAACACUAAUACUACAACUGCUAAUAGUAAUUUUUUAUUUGGUCGAAGAUUAGUUCUUAGUCGUCGUUUUAUUUGUAAUCAAUGUCGUCGUAAUUUUUCAUCAUUAGCUGAAUUAAAUCGGCAUACAAUUGAAGCGCAUAAUUCAUUUCGUUGUACAAUUUGUUCAGCACAUUUUACACAAAGAUCUAACCUACAACGACAUUCAUUGAAACAUGUUGGCUUUAAACCAUUUACAUGUAAUUUAUGUAAAAAAGAAUAUUAUCGUAAAGACCAUUUAGUUAGACAUAUUGAAGUAACACAUCCAACACAUGAUCCUAAAAUGAAUAUCACUGUUCAUUUAACAUCAUCAGAGUGUUUAGAUUAUUUGGAUAGAUUACAAGCUGGAAAACAAUCACAAUCACCAUUAUUACAUCAUAAUCAACCGGAGAAUAAAGAAUCAACACCUCAUUUAGGUUCAGAUGUUACUACAAAUAUUACUACUACUACUGCUGCUGUUGCCGCUACUACUAUAACUACGGGUAGUAGUAUUAAAAACAGUACUGCUUCCGACCUAUGCAACAAGAAUAGUAUUUACAAAGACGAUUUUGAUCUAAUGAAUGAAGAGUCCAUGAGAAUUGAAGAAGCUACAUUAGAAACACCAGAUAUUGAAAUGAACGGAGACAAUGAUAUCAAUAACAGCAAUAAUGAGGAAGAUAUUGAAGAACAAUAUUACAAUAUGACCGAUUAUAAUGAAAUUAGUUAACUAUAAUUGAUUAUCGGAUUAAAAACAAACAGUCAGUAAGUGUAAAAAUGACUUUAAAACUAUUCCAUCGAAAUUUCCAAGCAGUUAGGAGUAUAUAUACACACGAAAAUGGAAAUACAUAUAUAUUCCAUUUUCGUGUGUAUUUACUUGCACAACAUGCACCGGUUUCUGUGUUAUUACAGUUUACUAAUUCCUCAAAACAUUGGAACUCAGUUUCUUUUCUUCCUACUAAAAUUGCAUUUAUGAUAAACAUUUAAUAUUGUGAAUAACAUUGAAAUCUGUCAGUUACCUUUGGAAUACCAUUCAGCAUUAUCAUGUAUUUAUUUAGUACUUAUAUAAAGGGAUAUGUGUUAUUGUGCAGUUCCACUUUUCCAAAUGCUUAACCAAUUACACAAAGAAGUAAAAAGGAAUAAAUGAAAUGAAUAGUAAACAAUAAAUCUCAAUCAUAUUAGUUCCUGUGAUUAAUUAAUUCUUCCAAUCGUUUUUUAUGAUAAAGCUCUUUUUAUAUUCUGUUUCAUUGGAUACAAAUAAUUCAUUUUUAUACAUACAUGUGUGUUAGGUCGGUUUAAACGAUAACGUAGACCUUAUUCAACAUUCCAUAAUAGAAAACAGAGAAGUGAAUUUUGAUGAUGAAAAAUUUGACAGAGUACGGUAUAUUAGAAGUGACUUCGUUGUUUCUAUUUCUUAUUUGUCUCUUCCAUACACAAACAUGUUUUUUUUACAAAGUUAUUUCCUUGCUUUCAUUUAAUCAGUUUGUAAUUUGUCUUUUAUAUUUUAUUGACAGUUACUUCUAUCAUUCCUAAAUGCUAUUAAUGUUAUUACCACCACAAAAACCAACUGAUGAUACCGAUAUUCAACAUUUUCAUAUCUAAUUCAUAUGUUUUAUGCCCAAUAAUUCCGCUUUGUGAAACAGGCUAUUUAGUAGUUCGUAAUGAAGAAAACAUCAAUAGAAAUGUGGUUAUUCUAGACAGAUAUCUUUGAUAUUAUUGUCAUUUUAAAUUGACAGUUGUCUAGGAGAAAAAGAAAUGUAAUUUAUACCUAUUUACAUGAGACUAACAUCAAAUGUCUGUUAGAAUAUAUAUAUUCAAAAGAUUUA